AUGGCGGCCGUUCGCGCCUUUACCAGGGAGCUGUGUAGUGAAGCAGCCCAGAUUCCCCUUAUGGCCAAAUCGGAGGUCCGUCCAUGCCGGUCAGAGCUGGGUCCCUUCUCCGGUCAGCUGUGCCGUCCGAGGAGAGAAGCAUCCACAAGCUGGCUUAUGUGGAAAACUAGAGUAGCAGGAGAGACACAAGGCAAGAGGGGAAAAUGUGAGCUAACAGCCGAGUUGUGCAUGUCUUUUAAGGACCGAGCCGUAAGAGAGGCAGCGAGGCAGGGAUGGGAAAGAAGGGAGUCAGGGAAGUUUGGCUCUCUUGUUCUGGAUUGUACCCCAUUCCCACAUGGUGUCAUUCGACCCUUCUUGAAGUACUCUGAGUUCCUGGAGGAGCUGAAAAAGGAGCUGCUCAGACUGAACUUCCACCCCAAAUCUAAUGAUUUGUACAAGUUCCAACAGUCAGAGGAUCUAAAGAGCAGAAAGGAAUCCCACGUCAGUGCUCUUAGACAUCUCUUAUAUGAAGAAUUCCGUCACUUUCUCUCAGAAAUUACAGGCGUUGAUCUUGAGAAUACCACUGAUAUUUCUUGUGCGCAAUACACAGAUACUCUGCUUUGUCAUGAUGAUGAAUUAGAAGGAAGAAGAUUUGCUUUCAUCCUGUACCUUGUUCCUGAUUGGGCAGAGAAAGAUGGCGGAUCCCUGGAUCUGCAGGACACAGAUGAGCAAGGACAUCCUGGAUCCAUCAAAAAGUCUCUUCUUCCUACAUGGAACUCUCUGGCUUUCUUUGAGGUUUCUCCUGUCUCUUUCCAUCAGGUUUCUGAAAUUUUGUGUGAGGGAAAAUGUCGUCUGUCAGUCAGCGGAUGGUUUCAUGGAGUUUCCUUGGAAAGACCUCCACGUAGCUUAGACCCCAGGGCAAGUCGUACCCCACACAUUCCUCAUGAUCAUGAGAUUUUAUAUGAGUGGAUCAAUGAAGUUUAUCUGUCUGUUGAUUCUCAAAGUCAGAUCCAAGAGGAAUUUGAAGACAGUUCUGAGAUUCUUUUGAAAAACUUCCUGAAGCCAGAAAAAUUCCAAGCUGUAUGUGCAGCUCUCGACAAGAACAACAUUGAAUGGCAGUUAUAUGGGCCCCCAAACAGAAGGUGUUAUGAGCGGGCAGGGGAUGUUCUGUCAGAUGUUCUGAAGUGUUGCAUGGAGCUCCUGAGAUCUGAAGCAUUUUUCCUACUGCUCUCCAACCUCACUGGCCUUAAGCUUCACUUCUUAGCUGAUAAUGAAUCUGAUGAAGAGGAGGGAUCUGCGGCUCUUUUGCAGGGAGCAAACGCAGAAGGAAGUCCAUCUGAUGCUACCGUACAAGGUGAGCAUGUUCCUACGUGUAGUGGUGAGCUCAGACGCUGGUCACAUGGCCACUACACCAUGAUUCAUGACCAUGAUCCUGAGAGGCAUGAGUUUGCACUUGAUUUGUUGCUUUUCUGUGGAUGUGAAGACUGGAAAUCGGAGUAUGGAGGAUUUACUUCAUACAUUGCUAAGGAAGAAGAUGAGGAGUUGCUCACAGUUUACCCAGAGGACAACUGUUUGGCAUUGAUUUACAGGGACAAAGAAACAAUGAGAUUUGUAAAGCACAUUAACCACAAGAGUCUGCAGCGGGAAGUAAUUCAUCCAAACCGAAAAGGAUUCUGGGACUUUGCUUUUGUUUAUUAUGAGUAAGAACUCUAAAUGAAUUGAGAUUUUGGACACUAAAAGGAGUGACUAAU
Messenger RNA from Bombina bombina (fire-bellied toad), 1730 nucleotides. RefSeq names its product prolyl 3-hydroxylase OGFOD1-like. Lineage: Eukaryota; Metazoa; Chordata; Amphibia; Anura; Bombinatoridae. Gene Ontology annotation, molecular function: L-ascorbic acid binding; iron ion binding; peptidyl-proline dioxygenase activity. The record is from RefSeq and is a predicted model, not a curated record. Gene Ontology annotation, cellular component: cytoplasm. Gene Ontology annotation, biological process: regulation of translational termination; peptidyl-proline hydroxylation.